Molecule: messenger RNA, 351 nt
Organism: Caenorhabditis briggsae
Lineage: Eukaryota; Metazoa; Nematoda; Chromadorea; Rhabditida; Rhabditidae
Exons: 2
Coding region: 1-351 (116 amino acids)
Source: RefSeq, a predicted model, not a curated record
AUGUUUUCGAAAGUUAUCAUCGCUAUUGCAAUACUCUGUGUAGUGGUUGCUAGUGCCAACUCUCCAGAAGUCGAGUUCUCUCCGGAAGACGUUAAAAAUGCGCUUAUUUUGGAAGGAUUAUCGAACUCUGAUGCAGCCGAAUUCACUGAGUUUUUGUACAAGGAUCGCUCUGAUGAUAUCACUGCAAUAGAAUUGAAGACAGAGUUUCGACAAUUUUUAGAGAAAUUGAGUUUGGAGGAUAAACUCUCUAUCAAGAGAAUCAUCAGCAGAGAACUCGAGCGGUUUUUUCACGGCAAUGGAUUCAUUAAUGGAGAGAAUCCUCUAGAGAAUCAUUCAUUUUUUCUUGUUUGA